Molecule: messenger RNA, 219 nt
Organism: Necator americanus (New World hookworm)
Lineage: Eukaryota; Metazoa; Nematoda; Chromadorea; Rhabditida; Ancylostomatidae
Exons: 3
Coding region: 1-219 (72 amino acids)
Source: RefSeq, a predicted model, not a curated record
AUGCUCCAGAGUGUGCAAGGCGAACAGUUAGCUAAUUUGCAUGCGUUCCGACCGAACGUCGAAGUCCAAACUUCAUUUAUGUCUGCUCUUUUUUUUUGUCUGAACGUCGACGGAGACCGCACAGACCUCGACGAGUGUUCCGGAGCCGCCAACGUCUCAUUUGUUGACGCGACGCCGUGCCGUCAGCUUUUUAUAUCCUCAGCUGUGCGUGGUUGCUAA